Penicillium hordei is the source of this 834-nucleotide messenger RNA. RefSeq names its product cytochrome P450. The transcript has a single exon. The record is from RefSeq and is a predicted model, not a curated record. Bases 1 to 834 code for a protein of 277 amino acids. Lineage: Eukaryota; Fungi; Ascomycota; Eurotiomycetes; Eurotiales; Aspergillaceae. Gene Ontology annotation, molecular function: heme binding; iron ion binding; monooxygenase activity.
AUGCAAAUGUUCAAAUACUACGGUCUUCUGGCAGUUCGAGGAAUAUUUACCCCAAACUCCAUCAAGGGUGCGCGUGCACAGAAUAUGAAGCGCGUGAUUGGCACGGUCAACCGACGGUUUGACAAAGUGACAGACCGCAAGGACUUCAUGCACUAUAUUCUGGCCACCAUGGAAUCCGAAAAGGGUAUGUCUCGGCAAGAGAUGAAUGUAAACGCCUUCAGUUUUAGUAUAGCUGGUUCCGAAUCACCGGCAACUGUGCUCAGUGGAUUCACCUACUACAUUCUCACCCAUCCAGACAUCAUGGAAAGACUUGUAGCGGAGAUACGAGGGGCAUUUCAUUCCGUGGACCACAUCCAACUGGCUGAUUUAAACAACCUUACAUACCUCAACGCGGUACUUCUUGAAUCCAUGAGGAUCUAUCCACCUGUAGCUAUCACACUCCCGCGGGUCGUGCCGGGGGAUGGGGAAGUCAUUGCCGGUGGUUUUGUGCCUGCUGGGACCACUGUUGGAAUCAAUCACUAUGCCUGCUAUCAUGAUGCGAAGAAUUUCCAUCGCCCAGGGGAAUUCCUUCCUGAACGGUGGCUUCCAGAGACACAGAAUCAGCAUCCCUACAAUCAGGAUAACCGCAACUGUUUGCAACCAUUUUCUUUCGGUCCGAGGAACUGCCUGGGAAAGAACUUGGCCUGGGCUGAGAUGCGUCUCAUUGCAACAAAGCUUCUACUUCAAUUUGAGAUGGAAUUGGAUCCAAGUAGCAGGGGAUGGGCUGAUGACCAAAAGAUCUUUGGAUUCUGGGUCAAGCCACCAUUGCUGGUCCAUCUGAAACCGAGGGACUAG